Nasonia vitripennis (jewel wasp) is the source of this 7466-nucleotide messenger RNA. RefSeq names its product zwei Ig domain protein zig-8. The coding region runs from base 1257 to 2024 and encodes 255 amino acids. Gene Ontology annotation, cellular component: neuron projection membrane. The record is from RefSeq and is a predicted model, not a curated record. The transcript is spliced from 10 exons. NCBI's taxonomy places the organism in Eukaryota, Metazoa, Arthropoda, Insecta, Hymenoptera, Pteromalidae. Gene Ontology annotation, molecular function: DNA binding. Gene Ontology annotation, biological process: synapse organization.
UCCGCCAGUGCUACGCGGCCCGUUCGCAUCAAGAGCCGCCGCCGCUUCUCUCGCGCCGCGAGCACGUUUUUCGCGCGCCCUCUUCUCGUCUCUCUCUCUCUCUCUCUCUCUCUCACUCGCUGUGUGUAUUCUAGUCUGUACCACCGACACCCCCGCGCGGAUUAACAUGCCGGGGUGACGGCGACUUCGCGCCGACCUGUCGCUCCCUAACCUACGUGCACCUAUGCUAGAUUCCGCGCUGCUGCUCUUUUAUUCGCCGAGCACCUUGUCGCUGCAGACUUACGUACGAGCGAGAUGGAUCGCUCCGUCGCAGCGGGACUGAUCUGGAGUCGCGCGAGUUCGUGCGGUCGCGUUGCCGUGCAGUGAGUACAGUGGCACUGAGAAAAACAAACGCAAGAGAGUGAAACGAAAUCGAAACGGUAUCCGGCGCUUGUGUUUAUCGGAACCGAUGCUGCACGAGGAGAGGAGGGCAGCGGCAGCAGCGCACGCCGAGGAUGCCGGCGCGGCCUCGAGCCUAUUCCUCAGUUCCGAGAAGAGGAGGUGAACAGUUGUUGUUGCGUGCUGUGCAGUGACAGUGUGAUAUCUCGUCGGCCCCGCGCGCUGCAGGUGUGCUCUUUUAAAAACGCAAUCGAUAGCGGAAGCUGUGCUAGCUCCGUGUGCUUCGUUUCCCCGCAUAUAUAGGUAUAUAUUUAAGAUGUAAGCCAGUGGGGUGCACAGGUGCGCGAGGAGUGUGUUUCUUGUUGUGCUCGUUGUUGACCUCGAUGCAGUGCGCGGAGAAGAGCCGAGCUGUGUACUGAGCCCCGCUCUCACCGCUGUCGUCUUCUUGUUGUUCUUCGGUGCCGCCACCGCCGCCGGAAGUGUUGCAUGCUCUUGCACCGCUGAGGAUUGGACUCAUCGCUGUUGUUUGCUGCUUUGUGGCGGACAUUUUAUCACAUCGUCGAGGAGACUAUUAUGCGACACGAAAUAAUCAGCAGAUAGGAAAAAAAUGACUGCGCACGGCUCAGCGACCUGGCUGUCCAGCAUAGUCGCCUUCCUCAUUUUCAUCAAUGGAUUUAACCCAGGCUUGAACUCUUAAGAUUGAAACUUGACUUCAUAAAUCUUAUCGCGAAACAGAUAAAAAAAACAAGUAAGCUUCCUUAAUUAACUGGCAAUUUCAGAAUCAUUUAUUGUGAGUAAUUCUUGCUCUUGCUUCGAUCUCCUCCCUAAUAUCUGGAAGUACGAUAUAAUCAUUAAAAUGAGUGGCCCAGACCUACAGCAUGCUGCACAACAGCAGCGGCAAGGGCGGCGACACGUACUCGAACGCGCUGGACGAGACGUCGCGGACGGGUCCGUACUUCGACAAGUCCGCGUCGAAAAACGUGACGGCUCUGCUGGGCAAGACUACCUACCUUAAUUGCCGGGUGAAAAACUUGGGCAACAAAACGGUGUCGUGGGUGCGACACAGGGACAUCCACCUGCUGACGAUCGGCCGGUAUACGUACACGAACGACCAGCGCUUCCGGGCGAUACAUAACGCCCAGUCGGACGACUGGGUGCUGCAGAUCAAGUAUCCUCAGCACCGGGACACCGGCAUCUACGAGUGCCAAGUGUCCACCACUCCCCACAUGAGCCACUUCGUGCACCUCAACGUUGUCGAACCGGUGACGGAGAUCCUGGGCGGGCCGGAUCUCUACAUCGAUCGCGGCAGCACGAUCAACCUGACUUGCAUUGUGCUGCACAGUCCGGAGCCACCGGCAUACAUAUUCUGGAAUCAUAACGACGCUAUAAUCAGCUACGACUCGUCCAGGGGCGGCGUGUCGGUGGUAACGGAGAAAGGCGACAGUACCACGAGCUUCCUCCUGGUGCAGCAGGCCAAGCCAACGGACUCGGGCCGAUACACGUGCAAUCCGAGCAACGCUCAGCCCAAGUCCAUUACAGUACACGUACUGAACGGAGAGUAUCCCGCGGCAAUGCAGCACGGCGGUCAGGCACAUCAACCCAGGCUCUAUUCUCUGCUGCUCUGUCUCUGUCUGCUGCUCUAUUAAGGCUCCGCGCGACAUCCGCACGUAUAUACAUCACACAGACACAGGAGGAGAAAAGGAGAAAAGCUCGUCGCGGGACGGCGUACGACGCCCGCAGACGCAUCUUCUCUCGUCCGGAGGAGCGAUCGUAUUAUACAUAUAUAGGCGCACGAGACGCAGAGGAGAGCCUAUGAUGAUGAAGGACGGCGGCGCCGGCUAUAACGAGAGACUAACGCGAUCGAGGUGCUGCGAUCAAGUCGUCGUCUUCUUCUUUGUAUAUGAUUGUAUGUAACGAGUUUCGAGGGCUGUAGGCGAUUCGCGUCUAGUUCUGGUUACCGGUAUGCUGGUCGAUAGAGGUAUAUUAUACGUAAUGUUGAUUCGUUCGUUCGAACAACCAUUUUUUUCCUCCUUCUGACCUGUCUUAUCUGUCUUUGGAAUUAUGUUAUGUUCGAACUCGUUCUUUAAUUUUCAUACUUCCUAAUGGUUUAUUUUAAGUUAUACAUGCACCUCGGUAAUCAAGAUUAAACACACCGAAGAAUGAAUUUAUUUCUCUUGUUUUUAUCAAAAUCGCGAAUGACCUAUAAACAUGGCGCCAAAGAAUAAUCGCACGCAUCAUUCUCAACGUGGAAGAAUAAUUUCAUCCGUUAAGAUAUUAUACUGACAUUCGAGAAGUCUUUGGUUCCGUUGAAUACUAUGUAAAUGUAAUUAUACCAAAACUGCUGUAUACUGCAAGGAUGUGCAAGUGCUGUUUUAUUUUUUUACACACAAAUUCGAACGCUUUGAUUUGUGUCAACGAUCACCGUAUUCACGCUCUUCGCGCGUAGAAUGAAAUUGAGAAGUCGAAAUCGUGGUGUGAGCCAAUUUUUAUUUUUCCCAUCAGCGCGAGAUUGUGAACGGUAAUUUUCAUGACGAAUCAGCGAGAAUAUACACAAUGGGAGAUGUAUUCUUUGUAAUUUCGCGAAAGAUUAUAUCAGGAAUAUACGAUCAGUCUUUGUUUGAUUAUGAGAAAACGGAUAUGAUAUUAUAUAAGUACUAAAUGAAUUUUACUAUAUAAUAAUGGAUAAUAAGGCGACUUUGUUUACUCAGCGGAGCGCGUUAUACAAUGACUAAACGUGUAAUACAUUGAUUUUUCGAUACUAUAAUAGUGUACACUGCGUAAGUGAUUGUAAAAAUGUAUUGAUUUAACCCCGACUACAUGGAUUUUACAGUAACUCCGAAGCAAUAGUUACGUUUGGUUUUAUAACACUUCGAUUAUGAAAUUUUUUCUGAUUUUAGUAAUGAGAUUUAUUGUGCAUGCAAUCUUUUGUAUAUAUGAAUUAAUGUAUAAAUUAAUGCGACUAAUUUAAAAUGCUCUUGCAAGAUUCCUUCUUAUUUCGAGAUAUCAUUUUGUGAGACUAAACAUAAAACUGUCGUCGAUAAUCAGCGCUUCUUUAAUUCAUUUGUUAAGAAAGUUAUUUGUUAUACUUUACACGAUUUAAUAAACUGUAUCAAUUUAACAAUUUUAUCCUAAAACCAGUUGAAUUGAAUUUCACAAUUGGCGAAAACGACCUCCAACAGCAAAGACGGAAGGUAACAGCGGGAUCCGUCUCGAUUGUCAAUUUGACUAAAAGCAAGCUAACUCCACAAAGCAACGAAGGAUUUUCCCUGCGUGUGUAUUAGUUGAAAAUAAUCAAUGCGAAAAUCAUGCAAAAUCACGAAGAUGCUUACAAAACAUUUACUUUCUUUUUUAUUAGUUUGCUUAUACAGCGACUGUUUGCAGAUAUCGAAUAAACUUAUUAUCGCAGGAUUAAACAUGCGAUUUUUCUCUCCCGUGAAUACCUAGCCAAUCGAAUUGAUUUGUUUCACAUGGGUGCGAUUUUUCCAACACAGGGAAGUAGAUAUCUCAUCUGUGCGUUGAUAAUCAGAAAUAUCUAGACAUGAACUGCAUUACCGGUAUCCAUUAUAGGUAUACCGACAUUCCGAAUUCUGUUUACUGCCGAUCGAUCGUCUAAAAUCCUCCAGAAACAUGCCAAACGAGAGCAAAAACGCCGAGACAAAACGCGUCAGCCGAAUUCCUCCAUCAAUCUUCAGUUUCGUCGCUUGAAAUCCCGAGAGAUUACGAGCCGGCGAUGAAACUCCGAUACGCAGCCCUAAACGUCGAAAAAUUAAGAGACACCUAUCGCGCGAUGGCGAAAAGCUUUUACCUCCCGGUAUGUAGCGUAAAAGCUCGCGCGACUCAUCAUCGGGAUUACCGCGGCGUCGCGCACCCCGCGCGAAGCAAAAGGAAAAAGAAGGGGAAAAAAUUUCCUCCGACGAGCGCGUUCGCGUGGAGAAAACGCUGAGGGGCGAACGCCGGAUGAAUCGUAAUCGGCGUUCUUCGCGCGGCUAAAGACCACUUUUAUCGGGUCUAAGAAUUCGAUUUCUGACCAGACUUGUUUUAAUCCGGGACUCGAUCGCUCUCGAGAUGAAUUUUCAAGGAAUUGCCACCCUCCCUCUCUGAGCGAUGGCAAUUUCUUGGCUGAACGCCGGAGUUUAAGCGCCGCAACGUUUUCUCGCUGCUAUACUCCGCUGGUAUUUCUUAUUUUAUUGUCGGGGCUAAACGCGCUUGAUUUGUGUCGAUCGUCGAAAGAGCGUAAAGUCAAGCUUUAACUUCUUGAAAAAUGCAAGCCGCAGAGAUGCGCGUAAGUACAUACCGUGUCUGAAACGAAUAGCGCGACUGUGACCGGCAUUCAAUCGGUUGUAAAUUAUUCGGAAAAAGUUAUACGCACCCAGCGGAAUGAUGAAAAUAUCCGCGGCGAAUCGUAACUCUCGAGAUUUUCGAAAAAUAACAGAAAGAAUACUCGCUCGCCCUAUAUACCCGAGCCGAAACAAUUCGCACUGAUUUAAUGCCGGCGAUUACUUCAUGCAGCUGCACCGCUACGACCUCCGAGCUCGUAUUUUUUCAAAAGAGUCUCUCUCGCAAAUUCUAAUAAAUUUCCGUUUGGAAAUAACACGCUUUAAUGAAUUCCGGCUCUCGUCCUUGUUUUCGACUGCUGUUAAGCAGCGGACGCCCGAUAUUUCACCAGCCGCGUAUGCGUGCGUGCUCCCAUCGAAAUUUUUAAAAGCAUAAAAUUACUCCAACCCUCCUUCGCGCGAGAGCUGUGUUUUUGCUUAUUACCCUGCAGUUUUACGAGGGGUCGUUUUCGGUGGUGCAAUUGUCUAUUGAUGAAUAGUUAUAUAACACGUCCGUAAAAUUUUGAACUGUUUAUUGGCGAUUUUUUCGCGCGGUAAAGUUCAGUCGUGGCCAUACCAACCGAAAUAACAACAUACAUUUUUUAUUCAAGUAAAUUAAACUUUCGUACAUGAAUUUUGAAACAGUCGAGCAUUAUAAAAUCCGCACCCAUCCAAAAGAAAUAGAAGAGCGUUAAAUAACCAGUCGAAUAUGCGCACAAAGAAAUCCCAGCCCACGGGGAAAAUCUUUUAGAAACAAAAAAGAAAAAAGAAGAGGCAUUGAUCAAAGCCGAGCUUGCUAAUGGCACACACAGUACAGCGAACGGAUCGUUAAGUUCGAUACUCGGGGCCAGUCAAAAGGAGAGAGCCGGUCAUGUGCGCCCCCGGGGACGCGGAGAAUGAUAAAAGGAGCCUCAAAGAGAAAGAGAGAUGAGCUUGGUUAAUGCGUAACGAGUUUCGUUUCGCCGCGCGUGCAUACAUGCAAUAGGAAUCAGUUCCGCGAGAAAAAAACGACUAUACCGAAGCGCCUGGAUUCAGGCCUCGUAUAUAUCACAGAGGGCAUUUCAAAUUGCAUCACAAUAUUAUACAGUGAAUAAUUCGAAACUCGAAAAUGCUAAGCACAUACGAGAUUCAAACUAUACCCGGCUAUCUUCCGAGACUCGGACUGGCAAAAUUUACGAUCGCUUUUAUUCAGCGGCGAAUCAGCUCAUCCGCUAAAUCAGCCGAGUGUACAGUGCGCGCUUUUAUUUCGAGAUCGCCCGUUCGGACGAAAAGAAAGAAGAGGGGAAGAAAACACAAGACAAAUCGAGGAGCGCGAGUCGCACAUGCACUCGACGCGGGCUCGCACGCUAAUGUAAAUAUGUACUUAAAGAAUAAUGAAAAAAUACAUAAAUUUAAAAAAAGUUAUAUAGGAUGUAAGUCGCCGUGAGAAUGACGAUGACGUGAGAAGCGAGAGAAAGGAAGAGAGCGAGAGAGAGAGAGAGAGAGAGAGAGAGAGAAUAUUCAAUAUACGAGACUACUUUUUGUUGUAAGUUACGUUGUUUAUUAUGUAUGGACAAUAUCGAGUAACGCUGCUAAUAUAUUAUAUCGUAUAGUAUAAAGGGAGACGUCGUCACAUACACACACACACACACUAAAUAUAUAUAUAUAUAUAUAUAUAUAUAUAUAUAUGAUUCUUUUUUACGCAAACACGAAACAUGUUAUGCAUAUUUUGACCAAGCGUAUCUCGAUUUUAAACAAAAAAAUGUGUAAUGUGCACAUUCGCGAGUGAAUUCACGAGUAUAUCACCGAAAGAGAUUCGGUCCUCCGAUUAUCUUACGACGCUGGUGUUUAAUCGGCUGAUAUUGAAAAAAGUGGCGCGCUCGCACUAACGAAACGAAAAGGGAAAAGAGGAUCCUUGCGUGCAGUCGGUCGAAUUUUACGGGCGAGCCCUAUGUCGUGUAAAAAAAGAAGAGAGUGGGAGAAGUGAACGAGAUACAUAGACGCACGAGGCGCGCGCGAGUGAGUAGGUGUACAUGAGAGUCGCGACGGAAGGUCGCCGAGAGAAACGGCCGCAUAUAAUCGUUAAUGUAACAAAUAUCAGAAUAAAUAUUAAUGCGCGCGCGCAACCCGACCGUAUUAAGGAUAAUAACUGUAUUCGCAUUUAUUGUCAGAAACUACCCCUUCCCACCCGCCUUCCUCCCCCUUACAGCCUAGUCGGUGUGUGCAACAGAUUAAAGAAAAAUAAUACGAAAGAAUAAAAAAAGAACCUCUAAUAAGCAUAAAUCCUAUAUUAAUGCGUCGUCGAAGAAUCGGGGAAAGUAUAGCACUAUGCAUAGUAGCGACGAGAGCGAGAAAUUAUACGUGUUGGAUGAGAGAGUGUAAGAGUACUUACACAGUAUAACCGAUCAGUGCGAGACUUUGACGCGAAAAGUGCUCUGUAUAUUGUUUCACAAACUUCUGAUGCGUGAGUAAUCGCAUUCUUCUUAUACGCAUACAUAGGUUGAUCUCUGUAUCGUCUGUACAACGUUUGUUUUCACUGUUUUAUAUACACUCCUAUUAUCGUUUCUCCAUUUAUAUUACAUACGUGUACAGUUUUAUUUCUUCGGUGCAUAUACCUACGAUCGAUAACUAAUCGUUGAUUAUGCAAAGAUAAUUGUACACUUCAUUCGAAAGAUACAAGAAGAAGAAAAACGCAAAUGUAAAAUAUGAAACUAUAAUAUAAAUUAUGAAAUGUGCUUAAACGUAUUUGUAAGAUUCUAUCAACAUAGAAAAGGUUUAAAUAAAAGAUGGAUCUCA